Limanda limanda (common dab) is the source of this 2247-nucleotide messenger RNA. RefSeq names its product O-acyltransferase like protein-like. The transcript has 15 exons. The record is from RefSeq and is a predicted model, not a curated record. NCBI's taxonomy places the organism in Eukaryota, Metazoa, Chordata, Actinopteri, Pleuronectiformes, Pleuronectidae. Gene Ontology annotation, molecular function: acyltransferase activity, transferring groups other than amino-acyl groups. The coding region runs from base 1 to 2040 and encodes 679 amino acids.
AUGGCUCUGGGUUUUUUGGUGUUCUUUCUUCUUGCAGGGUCUAGUUUAGAGCUGGAAACCACACGGGUAUUGAAUGUGACUACAAAAUGUGAGGAGGACACCAACGCUUUCCUCUGGGAACUAAACCAGGAGAGACCACGGGAAUACGCUGUCCGCAUGUAUGAUUCAUUUGGAAAGAUGGGCAGCAAUGUUGAAGGAGGUAAUGUCAACCAGCCGGGCUCGCGGCAGCAGUGUCAGUCUGCCCAUGGCUCCACCUUCUCUGGACAGUACUGCCAGGUGUUUCUUCAGCAGGAAGCAGUCCACUAUUUUGUGGGUAUUUGUGUUCCUGACUCCUGCAGGGAAGAGGAUGUGGAAAUGCUGGUGCUAUACGGGAGACUUCAGACUGGUCAGACCUCCCUCAUUCCUCCUUUUCCUUCCAUCCUGGUCAACCAAACCGCUCAGGCCCUGUUGAUGACCCACUGUUUGUCCAACACCGUUUCCCCAGAUGCAUUCGAUAUCAUCUGCCUGUUUGUGUGUUGCGUGAUGGUCACGAUUCCUCUUGCCGCCACCCUGCUCACCGCUAUAAUAAGGUGGAAAAGGAACAGGGAGGUCAGUCCGUCUCUUGAGUCUUCCUCUAUAAACACUGAGCUCAACCUUUAUGGGACCCUGAAGAGCAAUGGCUCCUCUGGUAGUGAAUGGGACGGUGGCACCCUAGAGGAAAAGGAUAGCACCAGCCACACACCACUGUGUUUUCCUCGAAGCUGUGUGAACCGGGGCCUGGAGGCCUUUUCUCUUCAGAAUACCAGCCAAGGUGUCCUGAGCACCUCCUCAUCCAUCCCAGGAGGAGGCUACUCCUCCCUGAACGGCAUCCGUGUCCUCAGCCUGUUCUGGAUCAUGUGUGGCCACUCAACCCAGUUUUCUGUCAUGUACAACCUGGAUAACAAUAAACAUUGGGAGAAAGCAGUAAAAAGCAACCCUCUGUAUGUGAUUGCCUACGCUGGACCUGUUUUUCUGGCUGUUGACAGCUUUUUGCUGCUGGGGGGUCUGCUCAGUGCCAGGUCUCUGCUAAACUCCAUCAACAGGGCUGGUGGCAAACUGAGCAUCUCUAUGGUGGCCAGCUACCUCUUCAACAGGAUUAAAAGGAUUCAGCCACUGCAUCUGUUCAUCCUGUGUUUCACCAAUGGCCUCGCCUCUUUAGUAUGGGGGGGCCCCUACUGGUUCCAAUUCAUGAGAAUAAAGGCAGGCUGUAAGACGUACUGGUGGGGGAACAUCCUGUUGAUUAGCAAUCUCCUCACAUCCUCACAGCUGCAGCCGUGCAUCCCUUGGGCAUGGUACUUGUCUCUUGACUUCCAGUGCUAUGCCACCACUCCACUGUUGCUCUAUUUUUACAACUUGAACAAAGGUGUGUUUGCAGCUGUGGCCGGAGGCCUGAUGCUGAUGACCAUUGCUGCUGGUGUCAUCACGACCGCGCUCCUGCAGCUGCCCGUCUUCCAGCCAUAUGCAGUGUUCCAUUUGAAUUAUGGCUUACAUUACUAUUUGAAACCCUACACAAGAUAUGGGCCAUUUCUAAUAGGGGUCUUGACUGGAAUAUACUUGACCACAAAGAAAGAUCAGGUCCUAAAGCACAAGUGGCAGGCUGCACUUGGUUGGUUCUGCUGUCUUUCACUUAUGGCUGUGGUGGUUGGAUUAGCCUACGUCCUACAGGAGGAGCCAACCUCUCUGUCGUUGCCACAUGCCUUCUAUCAAGGACUGCACAGACCCCUCUGGGCUUUGGCUGUGACCUGGAUCAUAGUGGCCUGCGAGGAAGGUUAUGGAGGUUUUAUCAAGAGCUUCUUGUCAUUGGGUUUCUGGCUUCCACUUUCCAACAUGAGUUUUGCCUGCUACAUGUCACAUCCUAUUGUCAUCAGGAUCUAUAUAGGCCUGCAAGAGACCCCGAUCCACUACACAGACUUAAACUUUAUGUACAUGUUCCUUGGCCAUGUGGUGCUGACGCUGGUGCUGAGCUACGUGCUGACUGUGCUGAUUGAGAAGCCCUACCUCCUAAAAUACAGCCGUACAUAGAUGAUAACCAGAACACAAUAGAGAACCUUCAUCCAGUCGUUAUACCUCCAUUUCUAUACUCUGUUUGGUUGUGCCUUAUGAGCUGUAACAGUUUCCCUGUGGAAAUACGCUUCCCGGUUAAUAAACUUAAGGUACGUGUUUUAUAUAGAAAAAGGAAACGUCUCCAAAACAAGGUGAGCUUGUGAUUGAUUGCACUAAAAUCCACAU